AUGUCACAUAUAAACCAUUGGAGAAAAAAAAAACAUGAACCAAGAAUAUUUAUUGAUAUUUCAGAAAUUGAAGAAGAUGAAGAAGAAGAAGAAUCAAAUAGAGGUCGUUCAAGUUUUUUUGAUGAUGAAGAUUUAGAUAUUUUUAAAGAAGCUGAGGAAAAUAUAUCAUUAGAUUAUUUUGAAUUUGAUUUUGAUGGUUAUAUGGAAAAUAAAGAUUUUGUUGAAUAUGAAAAAUUAGAUAAAAUUGAUCAAUUAGAAUAUAUUUUAGAUAAAUCUCAAUAUAAACUUAAUAAAUUGGUAAAAAAGGCAAAAGAUAUUGAAGAUAUAGAUUUAAGAAAAUUAUUACUUUUACAAAAUCAUUCAUUUGUAAUUGAAGAUAUGAUUGAAGAUUGGAGAUAUAAAAGUAUUUUUGAUAGACCUGAAUUACCACUUAUUGGAGAUAAAAAGAGGAAAAUUGAUGAAGAUGAAGAAGAAGAAGAUGAUGAUGAAGUGAAUGAAAAGGAAUCAAAAGAACAUAUAGUUGGAUCUAUAUAUAAUGAAAAAUAUUUAGGACCUAAUGGAUAUGAUUUUAAACAAGAAGAAGAAGAUCAAAAAGCAGCUAAAGAAAAAGAAUUUGAUGAUGUUGAUGAUGGUGCGAUAUCAGAUGGUUGGGAAGAUAUAGAAAUUGAUGAUGAAGAGGAAGAAACAAAUGAAGAAGAUGUAAAUGAGAAUAGUAAUGAAAAUAAUAAUGAAUCAGAAUCAGACUCAGGAUUAGAAGGGUAUUGUUCAUUAUUUGAUGGACUUAAUUCAGAUACAGAAGCCUCAGAUAUAGAAUCAAUAGAUAAAAAAAAUACUAAAUAUACUAAUUCAAGUUUAGUAUUAACAAGUCAUGAAUUUAGAUCUUCAUCAAAUUAUCCAUUAUUUCCAAAUUUAACAUCUGAAUAA
Molecule: messenger RNA, 924 nt
Organism: Hansenula ciferrii
Lineage: Eukaryota; Fungi; Ascomycota; Saccharomycetes; Phaffomycetales; Wickerhamomycetaceae
Exons: 1
Coding region: 1-924 (307 amino acids)
Source: RefSeq, a predicted model, not a curated record